Molecule: messenger RNA, 1887 nt
Organism: Selaginella moellendorffii
Lineage: Eukaryota; Viridiplantae; Streptophyta; Lycopodiopsida; Selaginellales; Selaginellaceae
Product: fumarylacetoacetase
Exons: 15
Coding region: 36-1322 (428 amino acids)
Biological process (GO): L-tyrosine catabolic process; homogentisate catabolic process; L-phenylalanine catabolic process
Molecular function (GO): fumarylacetoacetase activity
Source: RefSeq, a predicted model, not a curated record
UUUCACUCUUCCCAGCUAGGAAAGAGGAGGAAGAAAUGGCGCCAUCGCCGUCGCCGAUCGCCACAUUCGUCCCGGUCGCCCCCGAUUCCCACUUCUCGAUCCAUAAUCUGCCGUAUGGGGUGUUUAGCUCGCGAUCGGAUGCCACGCCGAGGCCCGGAGUCGCGAUUGGCGAGCAGGUGCUGGAUCUGAGCGCUAUCGCGGCGGCGGGAUUGUUCACGGGGCCAUUGCUGCGCGAUUCGGAUUGCUUCCACCAGACUUCCCUCAAUCGCUUUAUGGCUAUGGGACGAGCGGCCUGGAAAGAAGCACGGGGCACCGUCCAAAAGCUCUUAUCCGCGGACGAGCCAGCUCUCCGAGACAACACCGAUCUACGGAAGAAGGCAUUCUUUCCAUUGAACGAAGUGAAGAUGGAGUUGCCAGCGGUAAUUGGUGACUACACAGACUUUUUCUCCUCGAAGCAUCACGCCCUCAAUUGCGGCAAAAUAUUCCGGGGCGUGGAUGCUCUUCCGGACAACUGGCUACAUGUACCAAUUGCGUAUCACGGACGUUCUUCGUCGAUAGUGACCUCUGGCCACCCAAUCACUAGACCCUGUGGCCAGGUAGCUCCAGCAGCUGGAUCGUCCUCUCCGGCAUUUAAGCCUUCUAGUCUUCUCGACUUUGAGCUCGAAAUGGCCAUGUUUGUUGGCCCAGGAAACGAACUAGGAACGCAAAUUCCUGUGGAAUCCGCCUACGAUCACAUUUUUGGCCUGGUUUUGAUGAACGACUGGAGUGCUAGAGAUAUACAAAGGUGGGAGGCGAUACCUCUUGGCCCGUUUCUGGGGAAAAGCUUUGCAACAACAAUAUCUCCAUGGAUUGUAACUUUGGAAGCUUUGGAGCCGUUUAUCUGCAACCCACCUGCACAGGAUCCUCCACCAUUGCCAUAUCUGAAAGAGCCUCAGGGAAAAAGCUAUGACAUUGCACUCGAGGUUACCAUAAAACCGGACGGGGACCCGAAAGGAUCAACCAUCUGCCGAAGCAACUUCAAGCAUCUGUACUGGACGCUGGGGCAGCAACUUGCUCACCACACUGUCAAUGGUUGCAACCUCCGACCGGGCGAUCUCCUCGCGUCAGGAACUAUAAGUGGUCCGGAACAAGGAAGCCUCGGUUGUCUCCUGGAACAGUCGUGGGGCGGCCGCGAACAAGUGGCUCUAGAGAAUGGUGGCAGCCGAAAGUUUCUGGAAGACGGGGAUGAAGUGGUAAUAAGCGGCCAGUGCAAGGGCGAUGGAUAUCUAGUUGGUUUUGGGACGUGUAGCGGCAAGUUAGAGCCCCCAAGAUGUUCGUGUUAGAACACGACUUAAGGGCAAAGAGCAUUUAGCCUAGUUAGCGACGACAUCCAAGCGACAAGAAGAUCCAAAAGAACAAUGAGCAGGGCCAGGGUGUAUGCCAGGAAGCCACUCGUCGAGGACGAGGUCGAAGAUGAGAUUGCCAGGGUGAAGCUGGAGCUAGUGCGCAUGAAGCGAGAGGUGCUCGCUCGCCAGGAGAGAGCGGAGCGGUACAAGCGGGAGAUCAAGGAGAUGGAAGCGAGGAGGAACGGCGAGAAGGUGGAGGAGCUGCGGCGCGAGAGGGAGAAGCUCCUGGCCGAGAGAGCGGCGCUGGCGGACAGGCUCCGCGAGGCGAUGGCGACCCAAGAGGGGAAGAUCGCCGGGGUGGAGUUCGAGCAGCACCGCGAGCUGUUCACGGCAAUGUACAUGGCGGUGGACAAGACGAAGAGAGAAUACGAGCGGCUGCGCAAGAGCAAAGCUGGGAACUAGAGCCGGUUCAUUGCUACAAAAACUUCCAUCCAAGCUUCUCGUUCUUCUUGGAAGGAAGUCUGUGUGGAUCGAUCGAUCAAUAGAUAGAUACUUACUGCUA